AUGAUCAAGAAAUGUAUCACAUACGAGGGUGAAUUACUACCCUUUCAUCAAUUUGACAUGGAUGUUGGCUAUGAUACGGGUCUGGAUCGUGUUUUUGUUAUUUGGCCAAUAACAGUUUGUCAUGAAAUUGACGAAAACAGCCCGCUGUAUGAAGUAAGCAGAGAAAGUCUGAGCACAGCGCGAUUCGAGAUUAUUGCUAUUCUGGAAGGUGUUGUGGAAUCAGUGGGCUCCACGACGCAAGCACGAACCAGUUAUCUGCCAAAUGAAAUCUUGUGGGGAAAACGAUUUGAAAAACUGGUGACUUAUCAACGCGAGAACGGCGAGUAUAGAAUUGAUUUUGGAAAAUUUCAUAAUGUUUAUGAUGUGGAUACACCAUCUUGCUCGGCAAAAGAGCUUGACAAAAUGCGGGUA
Gongylonema pulchrum is the source of this 411-nucleotide messenger RNA. The record is from the annotation of a GenBank genome assembly. Lineage: Eukaryota; Metazoa; Nematoda; Chromadorea; Rhabditida; Gongylonematidae.